UCUCUGUGUUGGGCUGUCGCUGAAAGCCGCGCAGGUCUCCGGGGAGGGAAAAGGUGGUUUCACCACACUCAAUAUGGAGGGAAAGUGUGCAGGCGCUGCUGAGUUGAGGCCUCCUCUGCGCUGAGUGCCAGAGUCCGCAGGGCAGAGUCCAGGCCGCUCGCCCAGUCUGCCCAGUCCUCCCAGUCCCCGUGCACCACCAGCGCGAGCACUGCGUGUGCCCCCAGCACGUGGGGCAGGCAUCAGCGAGGAGCGGCGGUGCCUCCUGGGUGGCGAAGGCGAAAGCCACCCCUGCCGUGGUGGCCAUGACAGGCAGCGAGGCGGCGGGCAGGCGUGGCGCCGCCUGCGUGCUGGGCAUAGACCUGGGCACCACCUCCGUCAAAGCUGCCCUGGUGGUAGGGGGAGAGGUGGCCGAGAGCUGCUCCAGGGAGAUACGGGCGCACACGGCCAGUUCGAGCGCUGGACCGCAGGGCAUGGAGCAGAACGUCUGGAAAAUAAUAAGAGCAUUGAAUGAAUGCCUUGCUGCUCUACCCCAGCAACAACUUCAGAGUGUCAGGCACAUUGGUAUUUCAGGACAAAUGCAUGGGAUUGUGUUUUGGAAACGAGAUCAAGGUUGCAAAUGGACAGAGAGUGGAACUGGCCCAACCUUUGAGCCUGAGGAGGUAAGUAAUCUGGUUACUUGGCAAGAUGGCCGCUGCAGCCCUAGCUUCCUGUCUUCUCUACCUCAGCCACAGUCACAUAUCAGCUUGGCUACAGGAUUCGGAUGUGCCACGGUCUACUGGUAUUUAAGUAAGAGUCCAGAUUUUUUGAAGUCUUAUGAUGCAGCUGGCACUAUCCAAGACUAUGUGGUUGCCAUGCUGUGUGACCUGAAGAAGCCACUGAUGUCUGUCCAGAAUGCUGCCAGCUGGGGAUAUUUUAAUUCCAGAAGCAAAAGCUGGAAUACUGACAUCUUGAAAAAGUCUGGCUUUCCUGUUCACUUGCUUCCAGAAGUGGGAGACCCUGGCAGUACUGCAGGCAGGACAAUCUAUGCAUGGCAUGGAAUACCCAAGGGAGCAGAAGUCGGAAUUGCCCUGGGAGAUUUCCAGUGUUCUGUUUAUUCCUGUCUGACUGAGAGGACUGAUGCAGUUCUCAAUAUCAGCACUUCUGCUCAGUUGACCAUCUCUAUGCCACUGGGAUUCCAGCCUCCAGAGACACCAGAUCCUUUCUCAGCUGUUACUUAUUUUCCCUACUUCGAUGGUAACUACUUGGCAGUGGCCGCAUCACUCAACGGAGGCAAUGUUCUAGCAACGUUUGUGGAUGUGGUGGCCCAGUGGACAGCAGAGUUGGGCCUUGAGGUUCAGGAGUCUACUAUCUAUACAAAGAUAAUCAAGGCAGCCUUGGCCCAAAACAACAGCAGACUCUCAAUCCAUCCAACAAUAUUUGGAGAGAGGCACAUGCCUGAGCAGUUGGCUUCGGUGACCAAUAUCUCUGUCUCUGACCUUUCGCUGGGUCAUGUAACUAGAGCUCUGUGCCGUGGGAUCAUUGAAAAUCUCCAUUCCAUGCUGCCCUCUGAGCGCCUGAUGGAGACAGGAGUGACGAGGAUUCUGGGAACCGGGAGUGCCCUUGCCAGGAAUGAGGUGCUGAGGCAGGAGGCGGAAAGGAUUUUUCCCUUCCCUGUGAUUUAUGGGAAGGAUGUUGAUGCUGCUGUGGGGGCUGCCAUGGUGAUGUUGCACAGAAAAUAA
Rhea pennata is the source of this 1718-nucleotide messenger RNA. It is a transcript of the gene SHPK, whose product is annotated as sedoheptulokinase. NCBI's taxonomy places the organism in Eukaryota, Metazoa, Chordata, Aves, Rheiformes, Rheidae. The transcript has 7 exons. Bases 303 to 1718 code for a protein of 471 amino acids. Gene Ontology annotation, cellular component: cytosol. Gene Ontology annotation, biological process: phosphorylation; cellular response to lipopolysaccharide; glycerol metabolic process. The record is from RefSeq and is a predicted model, not a curated record. Gene Ontology annotation, molecular function: sedoheptulokinase activity.